This is a messenger RNA of Myotis daubentonii (Daubenton's bat), 1324 nucleotides long. It is a transcript of the gene FAM3D, whose product is annotated as FAM3 metabolism regulating signaling molecule D. Lineage: Eukaryota; Metazoa; Chordata; Mammalia; Chiroptera; Vespertilionidae. The record is from RefSeq and is a predicted model, not a curated record.
UAAGAGGGCAGGGAGAGUUUAUGGCAGGCCUCUCAGAAGGAGGGCAGCGCCUGGGCAGGGCCAGGAGGAGCUGGCCACGGAAGGUGAUCCAUGAGCUGCUUCAUCUUCCCUCCGGGCCUGCUGCAUCCACAGGGCCCGCCGGGAGGCCCCAGCCCCUCCGAGACGGGAAGCCAGACCCUCUGACGGGGUGGUGGUCGCUGGCUCAGGGACCCGAGACCCCAGCUGGACCCUCCUGCCUUCUUUCUCCACAGAAGCGGGGAAGCGGGAGCUCGAGCCCUCAGGCCGCCACUGAGCCCGAGCCACUCCUCGCCGGGACAGGAUGAGACCUUCAGGACUGUUUCGUCUCCUGGCCUUCGUCAUUGUCCUGAUCACCUCAUUGAUCUUUAUCCGCAGCUACAUCAGCCUCAGCAUGAAAACCAUCCGUCUGCCCCGCUGGCUGGGCUGGUCUGUUCCCUUACCAGGGGUCGUGAAGGUCAAGUGUGACCUCAGCAAGCCCUGCCCAGACAACUUCUUUGCCUUUAAAAUCUUCAGCGGGGCCGCCAACGUCGUGGGCCCCUCCAUAUGCUUCGAAGACCACAUGAUCAUGAGUCCUGUGAAAGACAACGUGGGCAGAGGCCUGAACAUCGCCCUGGUGAACGGAACCACGGGGAAGGUGCUGAGUCAGGCCAGCUUCGACAUGUACUCCGGAGACCCUGAGCUCCUGGUGAAAUUCCUUAAAGCAGUUCCAGAGGACGUGCUGGUGCUAGUGGCCUCCUACGAUGACCCGGGGACCAAGAUGAAUGAUGAGCUCCGGACGCUCUUCUCCAACUUGGGCAGCUCCUACGCGAAGCAGCUGGGCUUCCGGGACAGCUGGGUCUUCCUGGGGGCCAGAGACAUCAGUAACAAAAGCCCCUUUGAGCAGUACUUAAAGAACACCCCCGACACGAACAAAUACGAGGGCUGGCCGGAGCUGCUGGAGCUGGAGGGCUGUGUGCCCCGGAAGGUGUUUUAGGGCUGCGGCUCCUCCUGGCAGCCGCCAGCGGGACUGGAUGGAGCUGAAGGACAACGGACAGCGGGCAGCGCAGGGUGAGGCCGGCCCAGCAGCAUGAAGGUGCUGAGGAUCCCCGCCCUCUCUGCAGCUUCCCCUCCCGGCGAACGCAAGCUCCGAUGGGCGAUGGACGAUGGGCAGCUGUCCCGCCUGGAGGUGGCCAGCCUCGGAGGGUCCCUCCGGAGCCGCUGUCGGUGGAGGGAACAGGUGCUUUCCCUCGGGAACUCUGGCCGUUGCCCCGAGAGAGGGCGGACUGCCCGCCGGGCAGAAUUAAAUUCUAUUUUUGCUCACGUUGAA